GCGGCGUCUCCGUAAGUCAGCGCGGGGCGCGGGGGCCGCUGGGAAGAUGGCUGCCGUGGGCAUGGCGGCCGCGGCGGCCAAGGGUGCUUGUCGGAGGUGGAGCUGGACGGCCGUCUCCUGCGGCUUCCACCGUGGCCUCUGCACGUUACUCGUUCGGAACCCCGAGAAGGCGCCUCGGUGGCUCCCAGCUUGCAGACGAAAGUCAUCAGUCUCUUUCCUUAGUCGACCAGACCUUCCAAAACUGGCUUAUAAGAAACUAAAAGGCAAAAGUCCAGGAAUUAUCUUCCUCCCUGGCUUUAUUUCUAAUAUGAUGGGUACAAAAGCAUUGGCGAUUGAGGAGUUUUGCAAAUCUCUAGGUCACGCCUAUAUAAGGUUUGAUUACUCAGGAAUUGGAAAAUCAGAAGGGAACUUCGAAGAGUGUACAUUGGGAAAAUGGAGAAAAGAUGUUCUUUCUAUAAUUGAUGACUUAGCUGAAGGACCACAGAUACUAGUUGGAUCUAGCCUCGGCGGAUGGCUUAUGUUUCAUGCUGCAAUAGCACGGCCACAAAAAGUUGUGGCGCUUGUUGGUGUAGCUGCAGCUGUAGAUGUCCUAGUGACAAAGUUUAAUCAGCUUCCUGUUGAGGUACAAAAGGAAAUAGAGUUGAAAGGCGUGUGGAGCAUACCAUCCAAAUACAGUGAAGAAGGAGUUUAUCACAUUCAGCAUAGUUUCAUUCAAGAAGCUAAACACCACUGCUUAUUACAUAGCCCUAUUCCUGUGAACUGCCCUGUAAGAUUGCUCCAUUGCAUGGAGGAUGACGUUGUACCUUGGCACACGUCCGUACAGGUUGCUGACCGAGUAGUCAGCACAAAUGUAGAUGUUAUCCUUCGGAAACAUGGUGAUCACCGAAUGAAAGAAAAAGCGGACAUUCAUCUUCUUGUUUGCACUAUUGAUGACUUAAUUGAUAGACUUUCAACUGUAGUUACCUAAAAUCACAUUUGUAAUGGGUAUGUAAACUAGUGGAUCCAGAAGAUUGAGAGAGGGAUAACAAAUGGAAGAUCCUGAUAUUGGUUUUUUUUCCUGAGGUUUUGUUUAAUGAUGUCUUUGCACUUAAGUGAUACAAAUUUUAAAGAAAGUACAGUUGUCCCUCUGUACCCUCCACCUCUGGGAUACCAGAUUCUGAGGGUGCUCAAGUUCAUUAUAGAAACAGGGCAUAGUAUUCUAACCUAUGCACAUCCUCCUGUGCACUUUAAAUCAGCUCUAGAUUGUUUGUAGCACCUAAUCCAAUGCAAAUGCUGUAUAAAUACUUGUCAUACUGUAUUGUUUUAGGGAUCAACCUUCUGGAGUUUUUCGUUAAGUAUUUUUGACCCGUGGUUGGUUAAAUCCAGAGAUACCAAACCUGCAGAAUCAGAGGGCAGAAUAUAGUAGCUGCUAGAAAAUUGGAAAUUUUUCUUCCUUCAGUCCCUGAUUUCUUUUUUCAUUAUUAUAUUUCCUAUAUUUUUAUUCAGGAUGUUUAACUUCUAAUACUUUUGUUAACUGUGUCAGCUUUUAGUUGUGUUCUGGUCUCCUUAGAAUUAUUAAUAAAGCUUAAAAUUUUCGUAUUUUGUUUGGUAUCAUUGUAUAUGGAUAUUUGUAAAAUUCUGAUUUUAAAAUGAAUUCACAAAAUAUAGGGAAAAAGCCUAAAAUGAUUAGAGAAAUGUCUGAAGCAUAAUAAAG
Messenger RNA from Pipistrellus kuhlii (Kuhl's pipistrelle), 1693 nucleotides. It is a transcript of the gene ABHD10, whose product is annotated as abhydrolase domain containing 10, depalmitoylase. The coding region runs from base 47 to 967 and encodes 306 amino acids. The record is from RefSeq and is a predicted model, not a curated record. NCBI's taxonomy places the organism in Eukaryota, Metazoa, Chordata, Mammalia, Chiroptera, Vespertilionidae. The transcript is spliced from 5 exons. Gene Ontology annotation, molecular function: hydrolase activity, hydrolyzing O-glycosyl compounds; palmitoyl-(protein) hydrolase activity. Gene Ontology annotation, cellular component: mitochondrion. Gene Ontology annotation, biological process: protein depalmitoylation.